Molecule: messenger RNA, 4677 nt
Organism: Talpa occidentalis (Iberian mole)
Lineage: Eukaryota; Metazoa; Chordata; Mammalia; Eulipotyphla; Talpidae
Gene: IPO5
Product: importin 5
Exons: 27
Coding region: 116-3409 (1097 amino acids)
Biological process (GO): protein import into nucleus
Cellular component (GO): nucleus; cytoplasm
Molecular function (GO): nuclear import signal receptor activity; small GTPase binding
Source: RefSeq, a predicted model, not a curated record
CAGGGAAAGAAAACUCCUAAGCAAGGAACACUGCUCAGAAAGUACUGUGCCAUGUCUCCAAAUCCCUGAGAAUCAAAUUGGAAAACUGGAAGCAACAGAAAGCAGUAUAAGCGCAAUGGCGGCGGCCGCGGCGGAGCAGCAACAGUUCUACCUGCUGCUGGGAAACCUGCUCAGCCCCGACAAUGUGGUCCGGAAACAGGCAGAGGAAACCUAUGAAAAUAUCCCAGGCCAGUCAAAGAUCACAUUUCUCUUACAAGCAAUCAGAAAUACAACCGCUGCUGAGGAGGCUAGACAAAUGGCUGCUGUUCUCCUAAGACGUCUUUUAUCGUCUGCAUUUGAUGAAGUUUAUCCAACUCUUCCUUCUGAUGUUCAAACUGCCAUCAAAAGUGAACUACUAAUGAUUAUCCAAAUGGAAACACAGUCUAGCAUGAGGAAAAAAAUUUGUGAUAUUGCUGCAGAGCUAGCCAGGAAUUUAAUAGAUGAGGAUGGCAACAACCAGUGGCCUGAAGGUUUGAAGUUUCUUUUUGAUUCAGUCAGCUCUCAAAAUAUGGGGCUUCGGGAAGCUGCCCUUCACAUUUUCUGGAACUUUCCUGGAAUUUUUGGGAACCAACAGCAGCACUAUUUAGACGUCAUCAAACGGAUGUUAGUUCAGUGUAUGCAAGAUCAGGAACAUCCAUCGAUCAGGACAUUAUCUGCUAGAGCUACAGCUGCAUUUAUUCUUGCAAAUGAGCAUAAUGUUGCUCUGUUCAAACAUUUUGCAGACUUGUUACCUGGAUUCUUACAGGCUGUUAAUGACUCUUGCUACCAGAAUGAUGAUUCGGUCCUAAAAUCCCUUGUUGAGAUUGCAGACACUGUUCCAAAGUAUUUGCGUCCUCACUUGGAAGCUACUUUACAGCUAAGUCUAAAGUUGUGUGGAGACACUAGCCUCAAUAACAUGCAACGCCAGCUUGCCCUUGAAGUAAUCGUGACCCUCUCGGAGACAGCAGCUGCUAUGUUAAGAAAACAUACCAAUAUUGUUGCACAGACUAUUCCUCAGAUGUUAGCAAUGAUGGUUGAUCUUGAAGAGGAUGAGGACUGGGCAAAUGCAGAUGAACUGGAAGAUGAUGACUUUGACAGCAAUGCAGUUGCUGGUGAGAGUGCUUUAGACCGAAUGGCUUGUGGACUUGGUGGAAAGCUGGUUCUACCCAUGAUAAAGGAACAUAUUAUGCAAAUGCUUCAAAACCCUGACUGGAAAUACCGGCAUGCGGGGUUAAUGGCCUUAUCUGCCAUUGGUGAAGGAUGUCACCAGCAAAUGGAAGGAAUUCUAAAUGAGAUAGUAAAUUUUGUUUUGCUUUUUCUUCAGGAUCCUCAUCCCCGAGUAAGAUAUGCAGCCUGUAAUGCUGUGGGACAGAUGGCUACAGAUUUUGCACCUGGCUUCCAAAAGAAAUUUCAUGAGAAGGUGAUUGCAGCACUGCUGCAGACCAUGGAAGACCAGGGCAAUCAGCGAGUGCAGGCCCACGCAGCCGCCGCUCUCAUUAACUUCACUGAGGAUUGCCCUAAGUCCUUACUCAUCCCAUAUCUAGACAAUUUGGUGAAACAUCUGCACUCCAUUAUGGUACUUAAACUUCAAGAGUUGAUUCAGAAAGGCACCAAGUUAGUUUUGGAACAAGUUGUGACAUCUAUUGCAUCAGUUGCAGAUACUGCAGAGGAAAAAUUUGUCCCAUACUAUGACUUAUUUAUGCCAUCACUAAAGCAUAUUGUUGAGAAUGCAGUUCAAAAGGAGCUCAGACUUCUCAGAGGAAAAACUAUUGAAUGCAUCAGCCUCAUUGGUCUGGCUGUUGGGAAGGAAAAAUUCAUGCAAGAUGCAUCAGAUGUAAUGCAGCUAUUGCUGAAGACCCAGACAGACUUCAGUGAUAUGGAAGAUGAUGAUCCUCAGAUCUCUUACAUGAUCUCAGCAUGGGCCAGAAUGUGCAAAAUCCUUGGGAAAGAAUUUCAGCAGUAUCUUCCAGUGGUCAUGGGACCUUUAAUGAAGACAGCUUCCAUUAAGCCUGAAGUGGCCCUUUUAGACACUCAAGACAUGGAAAAUAUGAGUGAUGAUGAUGGCUGGGAAUUUGUGAACCUUGGAGAUCAGCAAAGUUUUGGUAUUAAAACUGCAGGACUGGAAGAAAAGUCAACUGCUUGCCAGAUGCUGGUUUGCUAUGCCAAGGAAUUGAAGGAGGGCUUUGUGGAGUACACCGAGCAGGUUGUCAAACUGAUGGUCCCGUUACUGAAAUUUUACUUCCACGAUGGUGUUCGCGUGGCAGCAGCAGAAUCCAUGCCUCUUCUCCUGGAAUGCGCAAGAGUUCGUGGUCCUGAAUAUCUCACACAGAUGUGGCACUUCAUGUGUGACGCGUUAAUCAAGGCCAUUGGCACAGAGCCAGAUUCGGACGUCCUCUCAGAAAUAAUGCACUCUUUUGCAAAGUGCAUUGAAGUAAUGGGAGAUGGAUGCCUUAAUAAUGAACACUUUGAAGAAUUGGGAGGUAUACUGAAAGCUAAACUUGAAGAACAUUUUAAAAACCAAGAAUUGCGACAAGUUAAAAGACAAGAUGAAGACUAUGAUGAACAGGUGGAAGAGUCACUACAAGAUGAGGAUGAUAAUGAUGUUUAUAUUCUGACCAAAGUGUCAGACAUUUUACACUCGAUAUUCAGUAGCUACAAGGAGAAGGUGUUACCGUGGUUUGAACAACUGCUUCCAUUAAUUGUCAAUCUAAUUUGUCCACACAGACCGUGGCCAGACAGACAAUGGGGACUGUGCAUCUUUGAUGAUGUUAUAGAACACUGUAGUCCAGCCUCAUUUAAAUAUGCAGAGUAUUUCUUACGGCCAAUGCUCCAGUACGUAUGCGACAACAGCCCAGAGGUCAGGCAGGCGGCCGCGUACGGCCUGGGUGUCAUGGCACAGUGUGGCGGAGAUAACUACCGCCCUUUUUGUACAGAAGCACUUCCGCUGCUGGUAAGAGUUAUUCAGUCUGCUGAUUCCAAGACCAAAGAAAAUGUCAACGCUACAGAGAACUGCAUCUCAGCAGUAGGGAAAAUUAUGAAGUUCAAGCCUGAUUGUGUGAAUGUAGAAGAAGUCCUCCCACACUGGUUGUCUUGGCUUCCGCUGCAUGAAGACAAAGAAGAAGCUGUUCAGACUUUCAGUUAUCUGUGCGACCUUAUUGAAAGUAAUCACCCAAUUGUUCUUGGCCCAAACAAUACCAAUCUGCCCAAAAUAUUCAGUAUAAUUGCAGAAGGAGAAAUGCAUGAGGCCAUUAAACAUGAAGAUCCUUGUGCCAAACGUCUGGCUAAUGUCGUUCGCCAAGUACAGACUUCUGGAGGAUUGUGGACUGAAUGCAUAGCACAGCUCAGUCCUGAGCAGCAGGCAGCCAUACAGGAGCUCCUGAACUCUGCUUGAAGGGCCUUAAUAUCACCACCAGAAAACUAACUCCAAAUAAACGUUUACCCUUUUGUUUAGGUUUCUUUGUUUUGUUUUUAAGCAAAAGAGAACGUUAGAAUUGUGUGUCGGCUGCUCUUCUGCACAGCCACAGCAGCAGGAUAAGCAGCUCUGGGUCUCAGAAUGGCAUUUAAAUGAAUUUCUAUCAACCACUGAAGAAGUUCCGUAAGUCCUACAGUAGCACUGAAGAGUAUUUUUCUAUUGGUAAAACCCACCCAUGUGAAGGUGAAAGGGAAAUAAAAUUAAUUUUUCUCGUUAGACAUAAGGAAAUUUGACACAACAGCUGUAACAUCAGUUACUCAUCAUAGAUGUUUGUUAAAUUGUUAUACAGCUAUCGUGUUCAUUCUAUUAAUUGGAGUGUGAGUCUUUUCGUAGGGUAGAAAGAAGCCUCUACCCAACAAACUAGUAGAUCCAAGCAUAGGGGGAAAGCUGAAGACACACACAAGCAGCAUGAAGAUGUCUGAUUUGGUGGCACUUUCAGUUCUUUUCUCCAAAAGAUUUACACAGUGACUCCACUUGGAUGGCUUCUCAGCUUCCAGCCCUUGAAUGUGAAGUGUUGUUGGCAUGUCUGGCAGUAGUAUCUCAUUCACUCCUCAAUAAACAGCAUUGAAAUACAAAAGAAGCUUGUGUAAAAAUUUGGUACUGUCUGGCUUCAUUUAAUGUUUUUAAUAUAAGAAUAUGAUAUUUUUUUAAAGUAUUAACUAUGGCUCUGAAUUCCCCACCCCCCAAUGUUUUCCUUGUGCAAUUCAAACUUAAAAGCACCUGGUUUUUUACUGUCUUCUACUUUAAUUUAAAUUGUUGUGAUACACCUUCUCCUUCACAAUUGGUGUUCUUUUGACGUUUGCAAAUUUCAAUCAGUAGUUUUUUUUAAACUAGAAUUGUUCUGGUUAGAUCAGAAAGAUUAGGCCUAGAGUUUUCACUGCAAAUUGUAGUUGCUAUAGAGCCACACACAACUUUUAAACUUUUAAUUUUAUGAUAAGUAUUAUGGUUAAGAUGAUUUACUGAUAAAUUCAGUAAAAUGUGUGAAUGUUUUUUUCUUUAUGUAUUAACCUCAUAGCAGUAAAUGACUUGCUAUUGUUUCUUUUAAGUGAUUUUUCUAAGGGAUCUUACUAGAUUUCUGUUGAAACUUCAGUGUUAACAUUUUUAUAGUUUGUACUAAAUUUACCCAUGAUACAAAAAUGAAUUUUAUGCCUAGAUCAGAAUUUAAAAUUAAAGAUUUUUUCUUUAAA